AAAUACUCCUAAUCUUAAACAUUUUUUCAUAUCUCUUCUCCAAUUCUUCCUAAAUCCUAUUCUUAACUCUCUACUCUCUAAUUCUCUUAUUCUCCAUUCUCCAAUAUAUUAUAUUUAUUAUUUAUAGUUUAUAUUAAUUAUCUACUUAUAUAAACUAUAAAUAGAUAUAAAUAGUAUUAUAUUACUUAUAUUUGUUAUCUAAUUAUAUAUUACUUAUAUAUUUAUUAUAUCUAUUAAUAUAGUUGGAAUUAUAUCUAAUUAAUUUGAAGUCAUUGUAUUACUCCCAUCCGAAAGACCGAAAGUCCGAAAGAGAUGGAUCGUCCUAGAUAUUCGGUUGAUAUGGGUAACCUCGAGCGCAACCGAACGAACGAGCUUGCGAGGAAGAGAUCCCGCAAAGGUAAAUCACAUCUCGGCUCUUCAUCUCAAAGUCAAGAUGAUUUUGAUACGGGUUACGUAAGGAGGGAUGGGGAUGCGAUGACCGACGAACAACUAGAACAAGAAUUGCAUCGACAUAAUUCCCGCUUUUUUCAAGACCAACCGAGGACCAUUGACGAAGAAGAGCUCGAGGACGAGGACGACGAUGUGGAGGAAGCAAUUCCGGAGAGCCACGACGACGAGGAGGAGGAGGGUGGCGGCAGCCAUGACGCCGACCAAGCAGCCUCAUCCCAAACAGGUACAAAAAAAAGUAAAUCUGAAUUAAUGGCUAAUAAUAUUUCUAAGUGGAAGGACCCGAACACCGGGAAUUGGACCGCAACUUGCAAUUGGUGCAAGAAAAACUAUAGCUUGGGGAUUUCCGGCGGAUACGGAUCCGCCACAAGACACCUUAAGUCCAAACACCCGGUGGAGUAUGCAAAAUUAGGCGGCGGAACGGGGAAACAAACGCAAAUAUCGAGGUUUGCAAAUAACCAACAAGCUUUUGGUAAUUUCUCAUACAAUGAUGCACAAAAUUUGACAGGUAUGGCUAACUUACUUGUUGAAGAAAAUUUGCCUUAUUUGUUUUCUGAAAGUCUUGCUUUUCGUGAUUAUGCACAAACUUGUUUAAAUCCGCAAUAUAGAGGUUAUAGUCGCAAAACGGUUAAGAAAGAAAUUUCAAGGCUUUAUGGUGCGGAAAAGGUAAGGUUACAAAAUUAUUUUGCAAACUUUGAUGGACGUGUUACUGUAUGUUCUGACAUAUGGGAGGAUACUUAUCAUACUUUACAUUAUUUGGGUCUGACUGUACAUUAUAUUGAUAAUGAUUGGCAUAUGCAUAAACGUGUUCUUGCUUUCCG
Messenger RNA from Cuscuta europaea, 1268 nucleotides. Lineage: Eukaryota; Viridiplantae; Streptophyta; Magnoliopsida; Solanales; Convolvulaceae. The record is from the annotation of a GenBank genome assembly.